UGUGUGUGUGUGUGUGUGUGUGUAUGUGUGUGUGCGUGUCUGUUUAAGCCUAACUUUUUAAAGGAUGAUAUAUCUUGGAUAUUUCCUGUUUCUUUUUUGUGGGCUCACGCGUGUCAUGGCAAGUUACCCGAUAUGGUGGUCUCUGGCGGUGGGACACCAGUACACUUCAUUGGGUACUCAGCCCAUCCUGUGCAGCUCAAUCCCUGGUCUGGUUCCCAAACAGCUCCGCUUCUGCCGCAACUAUGUGGAAAUCAUGCCUAGCGUGGCAGAGGGGGUGAAAAUCGGCAUCCAAGAGUGUCAGCAUCAGUUCCGUGGCCGCAGAUGGAAUUGCACAACUAUUAAUGACAACCUGGCCAUCUUUGGACCGGUGCUGGAUAAAGCCACUCGAGAAUCAGCAUUUGUCCAUGCAAUUGCCUCAGCGGGGGUAGCGUUCGCUGUGACUCGGGCUUGCUCCGAGGGCUCCGUCACCAUCUGCGGCUGCGACACACGAAGGAAAGGACCACCAGGCGAGGGCUGGAAGUGGGGCGGCUGCAGUGAGGAUGUGGAGUUUGGCAGCAUGGUAUCCCGAGAGUUCGCUGAUGCUCGUGAGAAUCGGCCAGACGCUCGCUCAGCUAUGAAUCGACAGAACAACGAAGCUGGACGUGUGUCAAUCACAGACCACAUGUACCUGAAAUGUAAGUGUCAUGGCCUUUCGGGAAGCUGUGAGGUGAAAACUUGCUGGUGGUCGCAGCCUGACUUUCGGGUGAUAGGCGACUACAUGAAGGACAAGUAUGACAGCGCAUCAGAAAUGGUGGUGGAGAAACAUCGGGAAUCACGAGGCUGGGUCGAGACCUUACGACCGAAGUACACCUUCUUCAAGCCCCCUACCGAAACUGACCUUGUCUACUAUGAAAGUUCGCCUAACUUCUGUGAACCCAACCCAGAAACCGGCUCCUUCGGCACCCGUGAUCGUAUAUGUAACCUGACAUCACACGGUAUCGAUGGCUGCGACUUGCUCUGUUGCGGCCGAGGCCACAACACGCGAACUGAGAAACGCAAGGAGAAAUGCCACUGCAUUUUUCAUUGGUGCUGCUACGUGAGUUGCCAGGAGUGUACGCGAGUUUAUGAUGUCCACACCUGCAAGUAAGAAACCACCAAAACCAGAUUGAACCAGACAUUUGGGGUUGUGAACAUGCGAGAGCCUUCUGUCCGAAACUUGUGGACUGAGUUGAACUGAGUUGUUUGUGGUUUCACUAAUAAGAUAAUCACAAAAAAGAGAUACAGUGGACAGUGAGACACAAAGAAAAACCCAUAAAGGUUUUAUUCUCCACUGUUGAGGACAAAUACAGGCCUGUGGCUCAGCUCUGGAAGGGACUUAUCGUUUCCAGUCUGAUACAGGAGGGGAUAAGUGAUGCAUCAGAUUACUAGAGACUCAAGCCCUUGGGACCUUGACCAAUUGUAUCUCCAAGAAAAGAACUGAAACCUUUCAAAGGGAGAGGUUUUGUCGGCACGUGGCUGCAAACUCAGAUGGGACAACUCUGUAACAACAAAUGCAGCACAAACUGAAUAGCAGGGUUUGCCCACAAGCGCCUCUGAAAUGUGGUGAUAGUUGCAUUAUUAAUGAUAUCCUUACUACUAACACCAUUAAAGAAGCUAUUUGUAUCUUUUUAAGACAAAGUGCAUUCCAACAUUCCUGAAUACCAGCAAACAACUGAUUAACCAAUUAUUUUAUGACAUAUAAUACACUUUAUGUUGUCUCUGUGUGCAAGACCAAACACUGAACUUACGUAUUAGGUUGAGUUUAUUGUAAGUUACUAACAUUAGGUUACGAGUGCACUUGUAUCUGAGUGAAUGUCCAUGCAUUGUGUAUAUGUCACUGUUUCCUUGAAAUUAUUUAAGAACUCGUCGCAAGUAUCAAGACCUCUUCUAGAUAAUGUUGUUUAGAGCGCUGUUACACUUGGUUUGAUUGCUUGGUCCAAACCAGAGUUCUGUUGCUUCCCCUUUUCCCUGACCCUGCUGGGUUGUGUUCACACUGUAUUUUUGGGU
Molecule: messenger RNA, 2025 nt
Organism: Sinocyclocheilus rhinocerous
Lineage: Eukaryota; Metazoa; Chordata; Actinopteri; Cypriniformes; Cyprinidae
Gene: wnt3a
Product: wingless-type MMTV integration site family, member 3A
Exons: 4
Coding region: 65-1126 (353 amino acids)
Biological process (GO): multicellular organism development; cell fate commitment; neuron differentiation
Cellular component (GO): extracellular region
Molecular function (GO): frizzled binding; cytokine activity
Source: RefSeq, a predicted model, not a curated record